AUGCUCAACCUUGCGGUGCAGAGGGGGAGCUCGAGUCUCACUCAUUUGCUGCUGGAAAGAGGGGCAGAUGUCGAAGAAAGAAACAGAGCCAAGGAAACGCCUUUGUUGCAGGCUGUCGGGAAGGGCGAUACCUCGAUCAUCAGUCUCCUUAUUGCAAAGGGCGCGGAUCCGAAUACGCGGAGCUUGCUUACGGGAGAGUGGGCGUUGUAUCGCGCUGUGUUUAAGGGUAGUACGUCUAUCGUUUCCCUCUUGCUUGGAGCGGGCGCGGAUGCAGAGGCGAAGAAUGCAGAAGCGGGAGAGACGCCGCUUUAUAGAGCUGUACUCAGAGGUGAUUCGGGCGUGGUGGCGUUAUUGCUGAGCCAUGGGGCGAGGACGGAUACGAGGAGUCCUGGGGGAGAGUGUCCGCUUUAUAGGGCGGUUUAUAGGAAUGAUAGGAGUGUGGUUAGUCUGCUGUUGGGCAAUGGAGCGGAUCCUGAGGCGGGUGGGGUGGGAGAGAAUGGGGAGACGGUAUUGGAGUAUGCGGAGAGGAAGGCCGGGCCCAAGGGGGGGACUGUUGUGCAGUUGUUAACAUUGAGUAAGAGACCGAGGGUACCGGUAAAGAGUUAG
This is a messenger RNA of Hyaloscypha bicolor E, 606 nucleotides long. RefSeq names its product ankyrin. The record is from RefSeq and is a predicted model, not a curated record. Gene Ontology annotation, molecular function: protein binding; transcription cis-regulatory region binding. The transcript has a single exon. Gene Ontology annotation, biological process: positive regulation of transcription by RNA polymerase II. Gene Ontology annotation, cellular component: nucleus. The coding region runs from base 1 to 606 and encodes 201 amino acids. NCBI's taxonomy places the organism in Eukaryota, Fungi, Ascomycota, Leotiomycetes, Helotiales, Hyaloscyphaceae.